Brassica napus (rape) is the source of this 477-nucleotide messenger RNA. RefSeq names its product receptor-like protein 30. The transcript is spliced from 2 exons. The record is from RefSeq and is a predicted model, not a curated record. The coding region runs from base 1 to 477 and encodes 158 amino acids. Gene Ontology annotation, molecular function: protein binding. Lineage: Eukaryota; Viridiplantae; Streptophyta; Magnoliopsida; Brassicales; Brassicaceae.
AUGAAGAAACCGGACGACGCAGAAUAUGAGGACGCCUACAUGAAAGACUCAAUAAAUGAUAUUGGCGUCUUUCACUCCAUGUAUAUUGUGAAUAAAGGAGUGGGUAACGCAUUCGCAAGCAACGUACCCUCGUCAUUGGCGAAUUUGAAAAAUCUCGAAGCAUUGGACCUAUCACGCAAUCAGCUGUCCGGACAGAUUCCUAGAGAACUUGGCAGACUAUCUUUUUUGUCAGCCAUCAACUUCUCCCACAACCAUCUCGAAGGUCCGGUACCACGAAGCACGCAGUUUCAAAGUCAGCCUUGUUCUUCGUUCGUGGACAACCCCAAACUAACUGGUCUUGAGGAAAUCUGUGGAGAAAAUCGUGUCCCGGUUCCUAUAUCACAAGAAUCAAAAGAGUUGUUGAAAGGAGAAGAAAAAGUGGUGAACUGGAUCGCAGCAGCAAUCGCCUUCGGACCUGGUGUCUUCUGUGGAUGGUGA